AUGUCCUCCACCGACAGCAUACACACCGACUCUAAAUCUAAAGAUGGAGAUAUCGAAAAGGAUCUACCAAACGACAAAGGCACUCCUACCGACGAACAUCCACCAUUGCCAUUCUCGGGAGUCCACGAGAUAGGCUUCAUCUUCAUCAUCUGCUUGUCCCAAUUUCUCGCUCUUAGCGGGUUGGCGCAAUCGAUAGCACCNCUACAUAUCAUUGGCGACAGUUUCGGCAUCAGCAACCCAGGAGAGCUGUCCUGGUACCCCGCUGCCUUCUCUCUCACUGUCGGCACCUUUAUCCUGCCAGCAGGUCGACUUGGAGAUAUGUAUGGACACAAGAAACUUUACGUCAUCGGGCUGGGCUGGUAUGCCGUGUGGAGCAUGGUAGCUGGUUUGGCAGUCUACUCCGGAGACAUUCUGUUCUCCGUCGCCCGAGGCUUCCAGGGUAUCGGGCCUGCGGUCAUGGUACCCAAUGCUCUAGCCAUCGUGGGAAGAACAUAUCCUCCCUGUGACAAGAAAAACCUCAUCUUCGCUCUGUUCGGAGCUGCGGCACCAACAGGCUGGGUGGUGGGCGCCGUCUUUUCGUCCAUCUUUGCACAGCUUGCUUGGUGGCCUUGGGCAUUUUGGGCUUUGGCUAUUGCUUGUGUUGUUGCCGCUGUUGCUGCACAAUUCAUCAUCCCCACCGAUGAACUCGACCAUGGAGGUGCUGUCAAGUUCGACUUCCUGGGCUGUUUUACCGGUGUCACAGGAUUGAUCUUGUUCAACUUUGCCUGGAACCAGGCUGCUGUCGUGGGAUGGGCAACCGUCUACAAUUACGUGCUGUUGAUCGUCGGUAUCCUGUUCCUCGUGGCGUUUGUCUGGGUCGAGCUCAAGGUAGUCGACCAACCUCUUGUCCCGCUCACAGCAUUGAGCAAAGAAUCCAUCCUCGCUCUUGCAGUCAUUGCAGCCGGCUGGGGUUCCUUCGGCGUUUGGGUCUACUACCUCUGGAACUUUAUAGAAGUUGUUCGAGGUUACUCGGCCCUCGCCGCCUGCGCACAAAACGUCCCAGUAGCCAUAUCCGGACUUCUAGCUUCCGUCGCGACCGGUGUCCUGCUCUCAAAAACAAAAGUCAGCAACGUGUUGCUUAUCGCCACACUCUGCUUCCUCGUCGGUCAGAUCCUUAUUGCUACUGCACCAGUGGGUCAAAUCUACUGGGCUCAGACUUUUGUGUCCAUCAUCAUCAUGCCUUGNGGAAUGGACAUGAGUUUCCCCAGCGGCACAAUCAUUCUGAGCAAUUCGACGGCAAAGGAACAUCAAGGUGUGGCAGCCAGCUUGGUCAACACAGUCGUCAACUACAGCAUCUCGAUUGCACUGGGCAUCGCCGGUACAGUGGAUAGAAAUGUCAACAAGGGCGGUAGCGAUGUGUUGGGUGGAUAUCGCGGCGCGUGGUACUUUGCCAUUGGACUUGAUGUUGUGGCUGUUCUCAUUGCUUUGUACUUUGUCUGGCGAAUGAGGGGCUGA
Messenger RNA from Aureobasidium vineae, 1494 nucleotides. Lineage: Eukaryota; Fungi; Ascomycota; Dothideomycetes; Dothideales; Saccotheciaceae. The record is from the annotation of a GenBank genome assembly.